Messenger RNA from Saccharomyces eubayanus, 1503 nucleotides. It is a transcript of the gene CNE1, whose product is annotated as calnexin. Gene Ontology annotation, biological process: protein folding. The transcript has a single exon. Gene Ontology annotation, molecular function: calcium ion binding. Lineage: Eukaryota; Fungi; Ascomycota; Saccharomycetes; Saccharomycetales; Saccharomycetaceae. The coding region runs from base 1 to 1503 and encodes 500 amino acids. The record is from RefSeq and is a predicted model, not a curated record. Gene Ontology annotation, cellular component: endoplasmic reticulum membrane; endoplasmic reticulum.
AUGAAAGUUGCAUAUCUACAGUUCCUUUUUUUGAACAUAUCGCUGGUUAAGGCUGUGCUGCAGCAAUCUGAUUUCACGCUGAGAAACGAUUCGUAUUGGGAAGAAUUUGAAGGAUACGUGGAUACAAAGCAUCUAAACGAGAAGUGGAUCACCAGUGGUGCUACCAAUGAGAAAGGUGCUAAAAUUUAUGGUGCGCAAUGGCGAAUCUCGCAGGGUCCAUUGCAGGGGUCUCUCCCAAAUAAAGGACUCGUUGUUCGUACAAAUAAUGCAGCAGCUAUGAUAGGACACGUCUUGGAGACUCCUGUGAAUGUCUCGGAUACGGAUACUUUAGUUGUUCAGUACGAAAUAAAGGUGGAAAAUUCUUUGACAUGCGGCGGUGCGUUCAUUAAAUUGGUAUCUAGUUUAGUGGAUACAGAUGCAUUAAAGAGUUAUUCUCCAGGUAAAGAAGGCGUAGAAUUAGUGUUUGGUCCGGAUUACUGUGUUCCAGACACCAACGGUGUGCAAUUUGCUAUCAAUAAGGUUCACAAAAUCACACAUCAAUCAGAGUUGAAAUACUUACAAGAGGCACCUUUAUCGAGAUUGACUGAUAAUUCACAAUCACAUUUGUAUACGCUAAUAAUAGACGAAUCUACUCAGUCUUUGCAAAUCCUUAUUGAUGGUAAAAUCGCCAUGGCAAGAGAACGUAUUAAAGACACGUCAAAGGAUCUUUUUAAGCCACCCAUUUCACCACUUUUGGUUGUUCCUAAUGUUUCGGUAACGAAGCCCAAUGAUUGGGAUGACCGCAUUUGGAUCGCGGAUCCUGCUUUAGUAAAACCUGAUGAUUGGAACGAACACGAACCGCUAAUGAUUCCGGAUCCAAACGACGCAAAACCAUUGGAAUGGGAUGAAUCUAUUUCUAAAUAUAUACUCGAUCCUGAGGCUAAGAAACCCCAUUGGUGGGAAGAGGCUGAGCAUGGCGAAUGGAUCCCACCCAUGGUAAAAAAUCCCCUCUGUGAUAUAGAACAUGGCUGUGGUCAGUGGAAGUCAAGACUAAUAAAGAACCCCAAAUACAACGGUCCCUGGGAACCUAACCAAGUCAUAAAUCCCAAUUACAUGGGAGAAUGGCAACCGCCAGAGAUUGAAAACCCACUGUACUACGAAGAGAAGCAUCCAUUACGAAUCGAAAAUCCAAUCAACGGUAUAAUUUUCGAAUUUUGGAGCGGAUCUCCUAACAUGAUGAUAAGUAACAUUUAUUUGGGUAAAAACGUAACGGAGGCGCAAAUCAUUGGAAAUAAGACAUGGGUCAUGAGAAAUCGUGCCUCAAGGCGUCUCGACGAUUCUUCAGAGCGCAAGUUCAUGAACACUAGAUUAGGUGGUCUACAAGAUACUCUUCACAGCGAAACGGUGUCCUUCAAUUUUUUCGAUCGCAUCAUCGACUGCAUUCUGGAAUCUCCAAAAUCAGUACUUACUAUCGCCGUCGUUCUCCUUGCGACGCUGUCUUUUUGGUAUAUAAUUCUUAUAUAG